GCCGUCGUCGUCGUGUGCGUAUUUUUUUCGUCGUUCCUCUACAGCACAUUUCAUACAAUUUCGACAAUUUCAAGCCCUACUACGUUCGGUCGAGGCAAAAGUGAUGUCAACAGGUGUUUUGGCGUCGUUCUGGAAUUUCGCGUAAAAUAUCCCUGUUAUCGGUGCGGAAGUUCGCGUCCGAGUGAUUGUUCGGUUUCCGGUGGAUUGUGGCAAUUGGGUAGUGGUGAAAUUCGAGUGAUUUAGUGGUUGCCGAAGCAGAAUUUAGCUAUUUAGUACCGGUUCCGGUAUCGCCUUAGAAUGCCGCUCAGCAAUUUGGAUCCCCUGGGGGGAUCCACCCAGCAGAUUACCUUCCCAACUGCUGCGACAUCUUCCCCGAUAAUGCCGCUCUCAUCGUUGGGGCAGCAAUUUUGCUUGCGCUGGAACAACUAUCAUACAAACCUGUCGGUCAUCUUCGACCAGCUGUACCAGAAUGGGUCUUUCGUGGACGUGACGUUGGUCUGCGAGGGUCGAACCCUGAAGGCGCACAAAGUAGUUCUGGCUGCCAGUAGCCCCUACUUCGAAACCAUCUUCAACGAAACGCCCUGUAAGCAUCCUAUCGUCAUCAUCAAAGAGGUAAAAUUUGAGGAGCUGAAGGCAUUGGUUGAAUUCGUCUACCGAGGUGAAGUCAACGUUGGACAGGAACAGAUCCGACCACUGCUCCGGUUGGCUGAAAUGUUUGAGAUUCGAGGUUUGACGGGAGUCAAGCAUGAAGAACCUGAGCCAGAACCCGUUAUUGUCGAAACUACACCCAAUCUGGAUCAGUUUACAGUGUACACGAGCUCUAACGUUGGAGAAGUCUAUCAGGUUCACAAUGCAGUUAACGAUAAUGACCCCAACAAGAAACGAGAUGUUAUCCGGAAGCAAACGAUAGAAACGAUUGAAGCCCCCGUCGAAUGGCCAAAAACCACAGAUGACUCAUCCAAACUUAUUGCGGAAGAACUAAAACCCAAAAUCAAUCGUAAACGGAAGCAGAUGCACGGUACCGAAGAGUUUUCCGGAACAAAUCAAACGUUUGAAACGUUUUUCGAAACCAGUUCCAUCGAAGGAGACGAUUCCAGCCACAGUUUGCAGCCUCUGACCACGGUUCAGCAGCCAACGGCGGCCAUGGUGUCACAUCCGCCGCUUUCGCAGAUUAUUCCACCACAACCUCAACCACCCACGGUAUCGAUCGCGGCCCCCAUCAAUAAUCCCCCAACGCUUACGCCCAUGAUUGCUACCUUCGCGAUGCCCGACGAAACCGAUACCAAGAUCAGCUUCCUGGAUACCACUAAUGAAGGCGAAGAUACCUCCCUGAACGCCACCCAAGAAUGGGCAAACGCCAACACCACCAACAACACCAUGUCCACCCCCGCUUCAACGGCAACUCCUACGUCGACGAUUGCUCCCCCUACGAUCUCCCAAGUUGUUGAAUCACGCAGCAGCAACACCACGCCAGGAAAUAGCAAGCAACAGAAAGCCCCCAACUGGAACUGGAUCCAGCUGCAGGAAGCCAUCACAGCCGUCGUUACGCAAAAACUACGUUUCACCCAGGCCUCGGCCCAGUACAACAUUCCCAAGGGCACCCUGUAUGACAACAUCCUCGGUAAAUCGCAACGGAUGGCGGUACUCAACGAGCUGCCACUGACACCGGCAGAGGAAGCGGAAGUGCUAGAUUUUUGCUGCAACACAAGCACCUCGUCAGUCAACAAACGCACCAAGAAAUCGCUCGAAAGUAUUCUGGACUUCUUGAAGCGGCUCGAGACCUUCCGAGGCCGGGAGGAGCAGUUCAAGUUUGGCGGCAAGGGAGGGUUCCGGUGGUGGUGGGCCUUCUGCCGGAAACAUUCGGUCGUAUCGCUCUACUACGAGGGCAUCAAUCUGGACGAGGAGGACGCCCGCCCGGCCAAGAGGGGACGCAAAAGCUCGGAUCAGAAGCAGCACGGCACAAAGCUGUAAUUGACUUCGGAUCAUAUUUAUGAACCAUAAUUGUGCCUUUUCGCACUUGCAAUUCGCUUGUGAUUGAUACAUUCUCGUUAGAGGUAAAAAUGCUCAUUUAAGUUGUCAGUAAGAUAUUAAUUGAUCCAAUUGGAUAAUCGUUUCUUCCGAUUGUGGGAAGAGUGAACAAAUCCUGUUACAGCCCAGUGAAGUUAUG
Uranotaenia lowii is the source of this 2167-nucleotide messenger RNA. RefSeq names its product broad-complex core protein isoforms 1/2/3/4/5-like. The record is from RefSeq and is a predicted model, not a curated record. Lineage: Eukaryota; Metazoa; Arthropoda; Insecta; Diptera; Culicidae. Gene Ontology annotation, molecular function: protein binding; DNA binding. The transcript has 3 exons. Gene Ontology annotation, biological process: regulation of transcription by RNA polymerase II. Gene Ontology annotation, cellular component: nucleus. Bases 298 to 1971 code for a protein of 557 amino acids.